CCGCAGCUCCUUGGUUCCGGCGCCGCUGGAGGCUCAGCCUUCCGGGUUGGCUGAAGGAAGAGAGAGCGGCCUCCUGGCCUGAGCGUUGUUCCCGCGGCGGGCGGGAAGCAGACCCUUCUCCAAAACUCGGGGCUCCAGCGACCCCUUGACCGCAGCGGCAUGGCAGUCCCAGGUUGCAACAAGGACAGCGUGAGAGCAGGCUGUAAGAAGUGCGGUUACCCUGGCCACCUGACCUUUGAGUGCCGCAAUUUUCUCCGAGUAGACCCCAAGAGGGACAUAGUUUUGGAUGUCAGCAGUACAAGCAGCGAGGACAGCGAUGAGGAGAACGAAGAGCUAAACCAGCUGCAGGCCUUACAAGACAAAAGAAUAAAUGAAGAUGAGGAAAAGAGAAGAGAAAAAAGCAAAGAAAAAAUCAAACUGAAAAAAAAAAGAAAAAGGUCACAUUCCUCCAGUUCUGCUGAAGAGGACACGUCAAAACCGAAGAAACAAAAAUAUAAGAAAAAAGAAAAGAAGAAUAAAUCAAAAAAAGGAAAACACCACAAAAAGGGAAAAAAGAAGAGAAAAAAGGAGAAGCGCUCUCCCAGUCCUAAUAGCUCCGAAUUCUCCAAAAAGUAACUUGGGACUUUGGCUUGUUGUCAUAGCCCAGAAUUUUGUUUUCCAAAGUUACUUGUUCUUCCUGGGAAUUGACUCGAUGGCAACACUUUGUAAUAAAUCAUGGCCUUCCCCAU
Molecule: messenger RNA, 728 nt
Organism: Ochotona princeps (American pika)
Lineage: Eukaryota; Metazoa; Chordata; Mammalia; Lagomorpha; Ochotonidae
Gene: SREK1IP1
Product: SREK1 interacting protein 1
Exons: 5
Coding region: 160-615 (151 amino acids)
Molecular function (GO): nucleic acid binding; zinc ion binding
Source: RefSeq, a predicted model, not a curated record